This is a messenger RNA of Brassica oleracea var. oleracea, 768 nucleotides long. RefSeq lists its product as uncharacterized. Lineage: Eukaryota; Viridiplantae; Streptophyta; Magnoliopsida; Brassicales; Brassicaceae. Gene Ontology annotation, biological process: DNA recombination; DNA repair; DNA replication. The coding region runs from base 1 to 768 and encodes 255 amino acids. The record is from RefSeq and is a predicted model, not a curated record. The transcript is spliced from 4 exons. Gene Ontology annotation, molecular function: DNA binding. Gene Ontology annotation, cellular component: nucleus.
AUGAAUGAAUGGAUCAAAAUGUUACUACUCUGUCUCAGGUUGGGCUCUAACCCACAGAGUGCUGAGUUGGUUAAUGCAGAAGUGGUUACUAAAAGGGAGACACUGACCAUAGGAGAAAUAUACUCCUACAUCAGGGAUGGAUCUAAUAAGGAGGCUUUUUUUGAGUGCACGGCUACGAUUGAUGAUGUGGUCCAUGGUUCAACCUGGUAUUACAUAUCAUGCAGUGGUUGCCAUACUAAGGCUACGAAAGGCCCAACUUCUUUGAUGUGUUCAAAAUGUGGGAAAGUCAACAUAUCAGGAGUACCACAGUACCGUGCACAGCUAUCUGUCUAUGACAACAGUGAGCAAGCUGUUUUUGUUCUUCUUGGUGAUGCUGGUUUUGAGUUAACCGGGAAGCAUGCAGCCGAGUUAGUCAGCAGCUAUGUUGAGGCUAAUGGAGACCAAGGAGUUACUCAAGAGGUGCCUUUCCCAGAAGCUUUAAUUAGCACUAUCGGUCAGAAACAUAACUUUUGUGUAAAAGUUACAAAGCACAACUUAGAUGGCAAGUCUCGAUCUUUGACUGUGACCAAGAUUCUCCCUCUGGAAUCUCCACCAGUCACAGAAGCUUCGAGAGGAAACUACAACCCGAUAACCUCAGAGGUCGGAUUUGAGACUGGAACGAAGGUGUGUGAAGCUUCCAAAAUCAGAGUGGAUUCGGCAGAGGGAAGUAAGAGCAAUGGUGACCUUGAUGAGAUGGGCAAAGCAAAACGCCUCAAGCGUGGGGGGUAG